AUGGCAGCCAUAGGAAGGGAUGGCAAUGACCAGAUGUUUCCUGUGGCUUGGGCAGUGGUGGAGGGAGAGAAUAAUGACAGUUGGGCCUGGUUUUUAACAGAGGUGAAGAAAUGUUUGUUGUUGAAUAAUGGACAAGGGUUGGCAAUAAUCUCAUAUGAGACUUGGGGAGUUUUGCAAAGUGCAGAGCACAGACAUUGUGCUAGGCAUAUAUAUUCCCACUGGCACAAAACAUUCAGAGGGGAUGAGUUCAAGCAGCUGUUUUGGAAGGCUGCUAAGACAUACAGUGAGCAAGAUUAUGAUGAUGCACUUGUAGAUAUGGAGAAGGUUAGCCCUGUAGCUGUUUUAGCCUUUAAAAGACACAACCCUAGAUUAUUUUGUAGGCACAAAAUGAACAUAGAUACAAAUGUUGAUUUCAUUGUUAACAACCUAGCUGAAAAAAUUAAUGGUUGGAUCAUAGAUGCUUGGACUAAACACAUUCUUUACAUGCUAGAAGAUAUUAGAACUGCUUUAAUGCAGGGAUUAGCUGUUAAGAAGAUGGAGAUGGAAAAGAGUUCAGCCCUUUUAUGCCCUAGGAUACAAAAAAAAUUAGACAAAGCAAAAGCAUUAGCAGCUCAAUGUAGGGUAAUUCCAUCAACUGCCACUAUUUUUCAAGUCAGCCAUUUGAUGUAUUCUUUAUCAGUUGACUUAGAGAAGGGGACCAGCACUUGUAAUGUCUGGGACCUGACAGGAAUAUCCUGCUUGCAUGUUGUUGCUUGUAUAUUUUUUUGUCAUAAAAAUGCAGAGGAUUUUGUUGCAAAGUGGUACACUAGGGAGACUUACCUAAAGUCAUAUGGGGUAGCUAUUCCACCUUGUGUUAGUGAGAGAUACUGGCCUAAGGUUGACUACCCAUUAGCCCCACCCCUGUUAAAGUUGGACCUGGUCGACCUAGGAAAAAUAGGAUCAAGGACCCCUUCAAAGAUCCUAAAAAACCUGGUAAACUGA
Molecule: messenger RNA, 981 nt
Organism: Beta vulgaris subsp. vulgaris (sugar beet)
Lineage: Eukaryota; Viridiplantae; Streptophyta; Magnoliopsida; Caryophyllales; Amaranthaceae
Exons: 2
Coding region: 1-981 (326 amino acids)
Source: RefSeq, a predicted model, not a curated record